Bicyclus anynana (squinting bush brown) is the source of this 1430-nucleotide messenger RNA. Its product is annotated as retinol dehydrogenase 12. Bases 143 to 1189 code for a protein of 348 amino acids. NCBI's taxonomy places the organism in Eukaryota, Metazoa, Arthropoda, Insecta, Lepidoptera, Nymphalidae. The transcript has 2 exons. The record is from RefSeq and is a predicted model, not a curated record.
GUAAAUAACAAAACAGUUAUCGCCGCACACGUCAGGACUAACGGUAUACGCCAGACGGAGAGAAAGCGUUGAGGAUUCCAUUCAAGUGAAAGCCCGCGCGCGAGUCGCAUCGUAUCGCUGUCAUAACCUUUAAAAUCAUAAAAUGCUCGCGAUAACAAUUGCUGUAACAAUAACUGUUGCCUCGGCAAUUUACUGGUACGUGAAUAGACAUAAACCUGUGAAACACAUCCUGAGUGAGGCGAGAUAUUUCCUCGACAUGCAAGGAGCCGGCGCCGGCGGUUUGAUCGACGACUGGAUAAGCGUACGGUGGAACAGGAUAGAGUUGCCAGAUGCGAAAAAUAAAAUUGCCGUAAUCACCGGAGGCGCUCGAGGCAUCGGCACCGAAGUUGUCCGUGGACUUUUAAAGUCAAACGUGACUGUCGUUAUGGGAGUAAGAAACCCGGAUUCUGUCAAAUCUUUGAGUCAAUCAAUGGAGAAUGGAGACAAAAUACACGCAUACAAACUAGAUUUGCAGUCAUUGAAAUCUGUCAAGAGUUUCGCUGAGAAUAUAUUGGACAAGUUUCCGGAGAUAGAUAUGCUGGUGAAUAAUGCUGGGAUAAUGUUUGGGGAUUACAAACUGACAGAAGACGGUUUUGAAACACAGUUAGCUGUCAAUCAUUUGAGUCACUUUUAUUUGACACAUCUAUUGUUGCCAGCUUUAAAAAAAGGGGGAAAAGUUGAUACAGCGAGGGUUGUGAACGUGUCUUCAUGUGGUCACUAUCCAGGGAAGAUAUAUUUUGACGAUAUAAAUAUGAAGGAACAUUAUGACACUACAGCUGCUUAUGCACAAUCUAAACUGGCACAGAUAAUGACAGCGAGGUACCUCAACAGGCUUUUAGAACAGAAUAAUUAUCCCAUCAAAUGUUAUUCAGUCCAUCCAGGCAUUGUUGAUACUGAUCUAUUUGAGAAAUCCAACUUCUCAAAAUUCCCUUGGCUGAAAAAACUGCUUUUCAAAACACCGGAAAAGGGGGCAGUUUCUGUACUUUAUGCCUGCUUUAACAAUGAUAUUCUUAAAAAGGGGGGACUAUAUAUUUCAAAUUGUAAAGCAGGAUUUAGUAAUAGGUUUUCCAGGAAUGAAAAACAUCAAGAAAAUUUGUUUAAACUAUCUUGUGAGUUAGUUGGAAUUGAUGCAGAGAAGUUUGGGAUAUGAAAUGAUUGAUUUAAGUUCAAAUGUUUUGUGGGAACAGAACAUCAAUGAAUUAAUGAAAACAAUAAGUACUUUUAUAGCAAUUUUAUAAAAUUUAAGACCAAAAAUUUGGUUAAAUCGCUCAAACUAUUACAUGUAAUUUUUUAUAUUAAAUAUAAUAUUAUGAUACAUUUUAUAAUAAAUAUAAUAUUUACAUAUUGUACUCAUUUCUGCAUUUAUGGAAUAAACUGUUUAUUUUCUGUAA